ACCAUGGCGGAGCUGGGAGCAGGCGGCGACAGCCACAGGGGCGGCGACGACGCGGUGCAGAGCGAAACAGCACCUGACAACUAUAAAGUGCAAGAUAAGAAAACGCCUGCCUCCAACCGUCCCUCCCCUGCUGUUUCAGGACAAAAUAGCAGCCACUCAGGAAAUAAACCAGACCCUCCACCUGUGCUACGAGUUGAUGACCGGCAGCGGCUGGCCCGGGAGCGACGUGAGGAACGGGAAAAACAACUAGCUGCAAGAGAAAUCGUCUGGCUAGAAAAAGAGGAGCGCGCCAGGCAGCACUACGAGAAGCACUUGGAGGAGCGAAAGAAGAAGCUCGAGGAGCAGAGGCUGAAGGAGGAGCGGAGGCGAGCUGCUGUGGAGGAGAAGCGGAGGCAGAGACUCGAGGAGGACAAAGAACGCCAUGAAGCUGUUGUACGGCGUACAAUGGAGAGGAGCCAGAAGCCAAGACAGAAGCAUAACCGGUGGUCGUGGGGAGGCCCUCUCCACGGGAGCCACAGCAUCCACAGUGCAGAUCCUGACAGGCGGUCAGUUUCCACCAUGAAUCUUUCGAAACAUGUUGAUCCCGUCAUUAGCAAGCGGCUCUCCUCUUCAUCUGCAACUUUACUAAAUUCUCCAGAUAGAGCUCGCCGCCUGCAGCUCAGCCCAUGGGAGAGCAGCGUUGUUAACAGACUCCUGACGCCCACACAUUCGUUCCUGGCCAGAAGUAAAAGCACAGCUGCCCUGUCUGGAGAUGCAGCAUCUUGCAGCCCCAUCAACAUCAUGCCCUACAAAGCUGUACACUCUAGAAAUCCGAUGGAGAGACCAAAAGUCUUUGUAACACCACCUGAGGGCUCUGCACGCAGGAGGACCAUUCUUGGCACAAUGGGCUAUAAAACAGAGAAAGAAAGAGAAAACAUACCCUUCCAUCUUACAUCUGGCAUCAGAAGGGCUUUCUCCCCAUCUCAUCCCAAAGCAAGAUCACCAGCUUCCUCCCGACUUCGGCUGCCGUCCAAGUCCUUUCCUCAUUUGCCUGGCACACCCAGACCAGCAUCCUCCCUGCCUCCCGGCUCAGUCAAAGCUGCCCUUGCUCAGAUCUGGCCCCCAUCUCCCGGCAACAUCCGCCCUGUCAAGAAAGAAGUCAAAGUGGAGCCUGAGAAAAAGGACCCAGAGAAAGAACCUCAGAAAUUUGCCAAUGAGCCCAUACUAAAAGGCAGGGCACCUUUAGGAAAAGUAGAAGAGGCCACGGUUGAAGAAGGGACACCUGCCGAGCCAGAGACUGCCCCUGCUGCUCCAGCCCCGGCCCCUGCUCCAGCCUCGGCCCCAGCUCCAGCCUCAGCCUCAGCCCCUUCUCCAGCCUCGACCCCAGCCCCAGCCUCGGUCCCAGCCCUGUCAACCUCUGUGACUGCCAGUCCUUCUACUAAGACCUCUGCAGGCACUACCGACCCGGAAGAGGCCACAAAGCUGUUAGCCGAGAAGAGGCGGCUGGCUCGAGAGCAGCGAGAGAAGGAGGAAAGAGAGAGGAGGGAAAGGGAAGAGCUUGAAAGACAAAAGAGAGAGGAAUUGGCUCAAAGGGUGGCUGAAGAGAGAGCUCGCCGUGAGGAAGAAGCCCGAAGGCUAGAAGCUGAGCAAGCCAGGGAGAAGGAAGAGCAACUCCAACGGCAAGCCGAAGAGCGAGAGCAACAAGAGCAGGAGGAGAUGGAGCGCCUCCAGAAGCAGAAAGAAGAAGAAGCUCGUGUUCGUGAAGAAGCAGAAAGGGCCCGGCAGGAACGAGAGAAGCAUUUCCAGAAAGAAGAGCAGGAGCGCCUGGAGAGGAAAAAGCGACUUGAGGAGAUUAUGAAAAGAACCAGGAGAACAGAAGCUACAGAUAAGAAAACUCUUGACCAGAGAAACGGAGAUAUAGCCAAGGCAGCUCUCGCUGGAGGAACAGUAUCUGCACUUCCAUGUGUGACAAACUCUCCAGGAAAUGGAGAACCAGUGGCCAGCCCACAAGUGGUUACCUCACACCAAUUGAACGCAACUGUGGAGAGUACUCCCAAUUUGGAAAAACAACCAAAUGAAAAUGGAGUAUCUGUUCAGAAUGAAAAUUUUGAAGAAAUCAUAAAUUUACCCAUUGGAUCUAAACCAUCCAGAUUAGACGCCACCAACAGUGAGAGCCCAGAAAUUCCUUUGAAUCCAAUUUUGGCCUUUGAUGAUGAAGGGACACUUGGGCCUCUGCCUCAGGUAGAUGGUGUUCAGACACAGCAGACAGCAGAAGUUAUAUGAGCAUUUCUUCUGAAGAACCAAAGCGGAAAUUUCAUAAGAAUUUCUAUGGUUAAUGGAAUUCCUUCCAUGCUAUAAAGGAGCAUACCCCUGCCCCCUCUAGUUUUCUAAAGAUUUCUCGAACAUCUUUUUGAAAAGACUUUAUUAAAACUAGCUAAAGACAACAGACUGGAUAGUUUUUCUAAUAAUUUUCGCCAACAGAAAAAAUAUUCCUUACUCUUCAAUACUUUAAAAUGGUUUUUCCAGCAUGCUCCUUCUUAGCAAAUCCAUAUUUUUCUGCAUUCUUUCAAAGACAACAUUUGGCUAUAAAAGAAAUAGACUGACUAGGCAUGAUUUUUUAUAUAGAUAUUUUGGUCUUAAAAGCUAACAUGUAAAAUUGUCAAAAAAAUUACCUUUUACAAUACAUAGUACUUGAAAAAUAAGUACCUCUUUGCUCUACAAAUAGAGUGAAUAGGGAGGUGUUUAAAUUAUGUUUAAAUUAAGCCAGUUUGUUUAAAUAUUGCAAAGAGCUUUAUUUGUAGAGGCAAAUUAUAGGCAGAUGACCAGGUUCUUGUAAAUGUAACUUGUCCAUGGACAUCCUGCAAACCCAGCUGUCAUUGCAUUCUCCUUGCAUCCCCUUUUGCAAAAGCAUACUAAAAAGUUUUAAAAUGUGAGAAAAAGCAUUAUUUUUUGCAGAGCAAGAACGUAAUUUACUGUCCUCUUAAAUAAUGUAUUUAUAAAGUUUUUCUGGAUAAACUAAUCAAAUAAAUUAGAAAAAUGUGACAACAUUGCAAAUUUGCUUUAUUACAUGCAUUUCUUCUUAUGUUACUAUGAGAGAAUGUUACUGAUAAUUCAGGGCUAUUUCUGAAGUCUGUAUAUUGCUGCUGUCCCCAGUGAUGGAGGGACUUAUCUUUGCCUUACCUGAUCACUAAUUGUUUGGGGGGAAAUAAAGAUUUAAUAUUUGUUUAAAUUAAAAAAAAAAAAAAAUUUGGUUUUGCUCAUUUAAGAGCAAUGAAAAAAUGAUGGCAUGUUGACUCUGUUUGGCACUCAGGAUACGGUACAUGUUGCCUUCAUGAAUGUCCUCGUUCUGCGUAGCGUCCGUCAGUUUCUCACUUUCCACUCUUUCUUCACUUUUGCUGCUGAGCUUAGCUGUACAAACUUGCACUUUUAUAUGCCAUUAGAUUCAAUUUUAUUUUACCAUUUUGGAGACUACUAAACUAAAUAUUGAAAGAGAGGUGUCACUGAGGGAACACAUGUUUUUAUAUAGAGUGUUCAAAAAGGUAAAUGUCUACCACUAUAGUGUGUUGCUUUUAUUAAAAGAGGAUUCGGUUAAUCUAGAUCGAAUAAGAGACUGUUCAUCUAUUGGAUUAUGUCUUUAAAAUCCAAACAUACUGUCUUUAAUAACAACUGUAAUUUGUUAAAACAUUAAUUUGGGUUUUUUUCUGUUCUCAGUUGUCCAUGUACACAGUCGUUAUAUUAAAAAAAAAAAAAACUGUUCAAAAAAGCUGUUUUCUUUCUUUUCAUUGACCUAGCAUGAAAUAAGGAGCCCUGGUGGCACAACAUACGGUUA
Molecule: messenger RNA, 3808 nt
Organism: Loxodonta africana (African savanna elephant)
Lineage: Eukaryota; Metazoa; Chordata; Mammalia; Proboscidea; Elephantidae
Gene: MAP7
Product: microtubule associated protein 7
Exons: 18
Coding region: 4-2262 (752 amino acids)
Biological process (GO): microtubule cytoskeleton organization
Cellular component (GO): microtubule cytoskeleton
Source: RefSeq, a predicted model, not a curated record